GAGAGAAAGUAUAUCAUGCUUAUGGACAUGGAAGAGGAGGAUUUCAAGCAAGCUACGGAACGGCAUGUAAAGUAUUAGAAUCAGUCAAUGAUCACAAAUUCUCGGAAUUUUGUCUUUCAAAAAAACCUUUUGCAAGUUCUUGUUGUUACAGUGACUCAGACUUCGAAACUUUAAUUGUUCGCUUGAUUAGAGGUCAGCAGCAACUUUGUUGA
Messenger RNA from Funneliformis mosseae, 212 nucleotides. The record is from the annotation of a GenBank genome assembly. NCBI's taxonomy places the organism in Eukaryota, Fungi, Glomeromycota, Glomeromycetes, Glomerales, Glomeraceae.